CGAGGUUUCAACCACCUCCCUCAUAUCCUCAUUUCGAAAGCAACCUCCGGCUAUAUCCCAAUAUGAUCCCUGAAAACCUUGAAUAUCAAGAACUUAGUGAGCGCGAGGGCCAGAACUCUGACGCCACCAUCUUUAUCAAGGAGACUGAGACAUCUCCCAAUAUCGACGAAGCACCCGAUGGCGGCCUCCGAGCAUGGCUUGUUGCAGCAGGUGGAUUCUGCAUCUGGUUCUCAGGUCUCGGCUUUGCGAACUCGUUUGGCGUCUUUCAAGAGUACUUCAUGACGCACCAGCUCCGUGGAAAAUCACCGGCCAACAUCGCCUGGAUUGGAUCUCUCUCAGCUUUCCUUCAGCUCGCAAUAGCGGUGAUCGCAGGACCGUUAUUUGAUCGUCAUGGCGCAUGGAUUAUCCGACCUGCAGCCAUCCUCUUCGUCUUUGGUGUGAUGAUGCUAAGCCUCUGCUCUGAGUACUGGCAGUUCAUGCUUACGCAAGGUGUCCUAAUAGGCACCUCCAUGGGCUUCCUCAUGUUCCCAUGCAUUGCUGCACUGUCCCAGUACUUCGACAAGAAACGAGCCGCAGCAAUGGGCGUGGCGGUGUCUGGAUCCUCCGUCGGCGGCAUUGUCUUCCCCAUCGCAUUCUCAAAGCUACUGAACGAGUCGUCGCUGGGCUUUGGAUGGACAGUGCGAGUCAUGGGAUUCGUAAUGCUGCCACUCUUGAUCUUCUCCUGUGUGGCCAUCACCGCUCGCUUGCCACCGAGAACUACCACCUUUUUCAUCGGAUUGGCAUUCAAGGAACUCACCUUCGUCCUCAUGAUCGUCUCGCUGUUCUUCAUGUUUCUAGGCAUGUGGACUCCGCUCUUCUUCAUUCCGACAUAUGCCGUCUCCAGAGGUGUGGAUGCGGCACUUGCUUCGUAUCUGCUGGCGAUUGUCAACGGGGCCUCCACGUUUGGUCGCAUCAUUCCGGGGAUCCUAGCAGACAGGUAUGGGAAAUUGAACAUGUUCGGCCUUGGAGGCAUAAUGACCGGCGUCGUCAUCCUAUGUAUGAAUAAGGCGGAAACCACGGCAGCGUUGGUGGUGUAUUCGAUUGCUUUCGGAUUCACUUCUGGGACGAUAGUCUCUGGAGCUGCUGCAGCCUUCAGUGUCUGUACCAAAGACCCCCGAGAUGUUGGUACUUACAUGGGAAUGGGAAUGGCCAUUGCCUCUCUUGCAGUCCUGAUAGGUCCUCCGGUCAACGGAGCUCUUGUUGCCAAAUAUGGAGAGUUUCUCGAAUUGACCAUAUUCAGUGGUGUCAUGUGCUUGGUGGGUGGUUUCAUUGCAAUCGCGAGCAAAGCCGCAACUCCGGAAGGUCUUAUGGGAAAUAGAUAGCGUCUGAAUGGCGAUUGGAACUGUUGGAUGGAAUUGUGUUAGUAAGACUAUGCUUUUAGAUAGUUUUUUCCCAUUGCCGUUGUUGGAGUGGGACCUGGGAACAUAGAUGCCUUUGUAAUUCAACACUACAUUU
Messenger RNA from Mytilinidion resinicola, 1494 nucleotides. Its product is annotated as monocarboxylate permease-like protein. The transcript is spliced from 3 exons. The coding region runs from base 63 to 1361 and encodes 432 amino acids. Gene Ontology annotation, biological process: transmembrane transport. The record is from RefSeq and is a predicted model, not a curated record. Gene Ontology annotation, molecular function: transmembrane transporter activity. NCBI's taxonomy places the organism in Eukaryota, Fungi, Ascomycota, Dothideomycetes, Mytilinidiales, Mytilinidiaceae. Gene Ontology annotation, cellular component: fungal-type vacuole membrane.